This is a messenger RNA of Periconia digitata, 972 nucleotides long. The record is from the annotation of a GenBank genome assembly. NCBI's taxonomy places the organism in Eukaryota, Fungi, Ascomycota, Dothideomycetes, Pleosporales, Periconiaceae.
GUGCCUGUCCGUAAGCGGCGUAAGGAUCCGUCCUGGGCUGGUUAUGAGCGGGAUGCGAUGGUGCGGGCUGGCCAUAUGGUUGGCCGACGACGGGUGAUUUGAAUACGAAGGCUGAGCGUAACCUUCAGAUGGACCAUAAUGUUGCCGGGAGGCAUGAGUCUGGGAAUCUUGAUAGGCUACUAAAGACGCGUCAGGUUUUCUUGAUACCUUUGGCUCUCGAACAAGAGGACUACCUCCACUCCCAUGCCGCUGGGAGCCAUCCUUUUCCGCUCUCCAACGCUGCGAAUCCAACCUCAAAUCUUGGAUCAUUUGAGAGGUAAGUGUGCGAUAGGCUGUUAUCCAAUAGCCUGGGCGACCCUUUGCGGACGUUAGCAUGCAUGUUCCGGGCACGGUUUUGAGGGCGUCAAGAGGAAGAGGGAGAGAGAGAGCGGCUGACCUCGUGAUCGCCAGUGCCAGCGCCGGGCCUGACGAGAGCGUCUGGUCCCAGAUAGCGCUGAAUGUCGGCAGUGAUGACCUCGCGAGCGAUGCCCUCGCCGGGGACGAACCACUGGUUAGACCGCGACAUGAUGGGGGGGUUUUCUAGAGGGUGCUCCAGGCUCCAAAUAUUGGACCAAGACCAGAACCGUCGGGGCGGAAAAGAGAAUGCAGGCUCCCGCGGUGGACCGAGGGUAGGCUUGUUGGGCUUUUUCUGGGACCAGGACUGAAGCAGAGGCAAGGCAAACGGGCUGGAGCGGGGGAGCGGUUGAACCAAUAUACGGCACUUGAGAUGUAGAGUGGGCUGGGCUAGAGAGGCGUGAUGAGCUGCGUGGCGGCGGCGACCUGUUUGGGCAGAUUGGAUUGGGGGGUAGGUAUGUGAUCCUUGCGGGUUCCUGAGCGCGAUGUUGGUCUCGUGGGGAUGGAUCCUAAAGGGAAUGUUUCUCCAACGGGCGGUGGGACGGAUUUGUCCUCUGGUCACUUGGGGAUGAUUCCUAU